AUGCACCCGCGGCGCCCUGAGGGCUUCGACGGCCUGGGCUACCGCGGGGGCGGCCGGGAGGAGCCGGGCCCGGCCGUCAGGACUUUCGGCGGAGCCGCGGAGAUGGGUCACUGGGUGACCACCCCGCCCGACAUCCCCGGCAGCCGCAACCUGCACUGGGGGGAGAAGACUCCGCCGUACGGGGCCGGGACGCCGCUCGGGGCUGCCGGUCUCAACGAGGAGCCUGGCCUCGGGGCGGGCGGGCCCGGCGCCGAGCAGUUGAACAGGUUUGCAGGCUUUGGUAUUGGCCUUGCAAGCCUAUUUACAGAAAAUGUGUUGGCCCAUCCUUGCAUUGUUCUGCGUCGUCAGUGUCAGGUUAAUUACCAUGCUCGGAAUUAUCAUCUCACUCCAUUUACUAUUGUCAAUAUUAUGUACAGCAUCAAUAAGACACAGGGUCCAAGAGCUCUUUGGAAAGGAAUGGGCAGCACUUUCAUUGUUCAGGGCAUAACCCUGGGAACAGAAGGCAUCGUCAGUGAAUUCACACCUUUACCAAGAGAGCUUUCACAUAAAUGGAACCUCAAACAGAUAGGUGGACACCUUCUACUCAAAGGGUUAACACAUGUGAUAGCAAUGCCUUUCUAUUCUGCAAGCCUGAUUGAAACUGUACAGAGUGAAAUCAUUCGAGACAAUCCUGGCAUUCUGGACUGUGUUAAAGAAGGAAUCGGCAGAGUUGUAGGCAUGGGAGUACCCCACAGCAAGCGCCUCCUUCCUCUAAUGGUCUUGAUUUUUCCAACCGCUCUACAUGGAGUUCUUCACUACGUCAUCAGUUCCGUCGUCCAGAAGCUUGUUUUGCUUUUUCUGAAAAGAGAGAAUUCCCACAGCCUGCCAACAGAGAGCUCCACUUCUGUGCAGAGCAUGCUGGAUGCGUAUUUUCCAGAACUCAUUGCUAGCUUUGCCGCUAGCCUUUGUGCUGAUGUCAUGCUUUACCCACUGGAAACAGUUUUACACCGCCUUCAUAUUCAAGGGACGCGCACGAUAAUUGACAAUACAGACCUUGGCUAUGAAGUGCUUCCGAUCAAUACUCAAUAUGAGGGAGUGAGAGACUGCAUUAAUACUAUAAAACGUGAAGAGGGAAUGCUAGGUUUUUAUAAGGGAUUUGGAGCUGUUGUAGUGCAGUAUACUUUGCAUGUCGGUGUUUUACAGCUCACCAAAAUCAUUUAUUCAACACUGCUUCAAAAUGUUUCCUAAUCUGUUCAGGUGUGGAUUUAGCAUUGUGGAUAUGAUACAGUUGUACCAUAUUGUUAAAAAUUAAGUCAAAAAUGAAGUUGAAAGAAUCUACUCUGUGGAUUCUCCCUACAUAGUAAAGCUUGUUUUAAAAAUGCAAGCUUCUAAGUAUAAUUUGAAAGUAUAGUUUAAAUUGAAAAGGAGAAACCAAUUAAGUAUAAUAUGCAGUCAUGCACAAGGGGAUCAGAUUUCAGAUAUGGCUGGAAUGAUUUACUUACCAGUUAGCUGAACUAAGGAACGGGUAUGAGUUUAUAAUCUCUGCUAUAGAAACAUCACACCUGAUAAUCUGGACUGCUAGGCAGUUUGAAGAAUUUUUUUUUUUUUCGUAAGUUGUAAGAACUUUGAAGUGAGAGAUGACUUUACUGGUCUUUUUAAAGUGUUUUCAUCUUCACUUUUAGUGGGCCUGUGAAUAAAAUAGAACUGUAAAAGUAACUUAAAUAGACACAAAUCACUGAAAUUACAGGUAUGUAGACAUCUUAUUUUGCUGCAGUGUAGCAGAAGAUGAAUCUUUUGCUUCAUACAAAAAUAACAAAAACUUCUUUGGGGAUAAAAUUUCACAGAAUGUAAUAUUUAGCUGUCUUAUAGUUUGUUCACAAAGCUUACAGUACUAAAGCGUGUGAAUAAAGCAAAUUAGAAACCAGUGUGUGCAUGUGUAAGAGCCAUUCUUAGUCAACUUUCCGCUGGUAACUUCAGUUAAGUUUCAUUCUGCUACUUCAUCUAACAAAAUAAGCUUGGAAAUGUAUUGAGUGUCAAUGUCCAAAAUACACUGAAAGCAUAAGAGAUUAACUGGCUAUUUUUAGAGUUCCUUUUGUUAGAUUGGACGAGUAUAUACAAAAUUGCCUACUUAAAGUUGAGCACCGAUGUCCUUUGCUGAAGAUCUCUGCUGGAUUAGAUAUUUCUGUGAAGUAGAACAAAGUCUGUUCAUGUGCAAGUAACUACUGAACUGUAACAUUUUUCCCCUCUUCCCCCAUUAAAUCAAAGCUGUUGGUCUGGAAAUUAGCUUUUGUCAUCCAAAAUAAAGUACUCCUUUGUUUCAUCAAUAAA
Molecule: messenger RNA, 2307 nt
Organism: Lagopus leucura (white-tailed ptarmigan)
Lineage: Eukaryota; Metazoa; Chordata; Aves; Galliformes; Phasianidae
Gene: SLC25A46
Product: solute carrier family 25 member 46
Exons: 8
Coding region: 1-1227 (408 amino acids)
Biological process (GO): axon development; mitochondrial membrane fission; mitochondrial fission
Cellular component (GO): mitochondrial outer membrane
Source: RefSeq, a predicted model, not a curated record